GCCAGCGGGUUUCCGGUUCCGGGAGCAACGAACGGCCGCGGCAGCGACAGCUACCGCUUCAGAGGAAGCGUCUGCGGAGGAGGAAGAAGAGCAGGGCAAGGCGGGAGUCACAGGCGGGACCCUCGCCAUGGGUCCGCGGACCUAGAGCGGCGGAAGCUACCGGCCUGGUGCCGAGCUGGCCGCUGCUCCUUCCCGUGGCUUCCAUGGCUGAGGACUGGCUGGAGUGCCCAGCCUUGGGCCCUGGCUGGAAACGCCGUGAGGUCUUUCGAAAGUCAGGUGCCACCUGUGGACGCUCAGACACCUAUUACCAGAGCCCCACAGGAGACAGGAUCCGAAGCAAAGUUGAGCUGACCCGAUACCUGGGCCCUGCGUGCGACCUCACCCUCUUCGACUUCAAACAAGGCAUUCUGUGUUAUCCAGCCCCCAAGCCCCAGUCCUUACCUGUCCCUAGCAGGAAGCGGAAGAAACCUUCACGGCCAGCCAAGACUCGGAAACGUCAGGUUGGACCCCAGAAGGGUGAGGUCAGGAAGGAGGCCCCAGGGGAUGAGACCAAGGCUGAUGCUGACACAGCCCCAGCUUCACUGCCUGCUCCUGGGUGCUGUGAGAACUGUGGAAUCAGCUUCUCAGGGGAUGGUACCCGAAGACAGCGGCUCAAGACAUUAUGCAAGGACUGCAGAGCACAGAGAAUUGCUUUCAACCGGGAGCAAAGGAUGUUUAAGCGUGUGGGCUGCGGGGAGUGCGCAGCCUGCCGGGUAACCGAGGACUGCGGGGCCUGCUCCACAUGCCUUCUGCAGUUGCCCCAUGAUGUGGCCUCGGGGCUGUUCUGCAAAUGUGAGCGGAGACGGUGCCUCCGGAUUGUGGAAAGGAGCCGAGGGUGUGGAGUGUGCAGGGGCUGUCAGACCCGCGAGGACUGUGGCCGUUGUCGAGUUUGCCUUCGCCCUCCCCGCCCUGGUCUCAGGCGCCAAUGGAGGUGUGUCCAGCGGCGCUGCUUACGGCACCUUGCCCACCGUCUCCGUCGCCACCAUCAGCGAUGUCAACGACGCCCUCCCCUAGCUGUGGCUCCCCCUGCUGGUAAACGUAGCCGCCGCAGAGGAGGCUGUGACUCCAAGAUGGCUGCCCGGCGGCGCCCCCCCCGGACCCAGCCACUGCCUCCAGUUCCCCCAUCACAGCCUCCAGCGUCUCCAGAGCUGCACCCCAGAGCCCUGGCCCCCUCGCCACCUGCCGAAUUCAUCUAUUACUGUGUAGACGAGGACGAGCUACAGCCUUACACGAACCGUCGGCAGAACCGUAAGUGUGGGGCCUGUGCAGCUUGCCUGCGCCGGAUGGACUGUGGUCGCUGUGACUUCUGCUGUGACAAGCCGAAAUUUGGGGGCAGCAAUCAGAAGCGCCAGAAGUGUCGUUGGCGCCAGUGCCUGCAGUUUGCCAUGAAGCGGCUGCUGCCUAGUGUCUGGGCAGGAUCUGAGGAUGGAGCAGGGCCGCCCCCACCGUACUCUCGUCGAAAGAGACCUGGCUCUACUCGACGGCCCCGUCUGGGCCAGAUACUGAAGACCUUGACCACACCCACAGUCAGAUCAGGCCGUGCCCAAACUCCAAUGAAACAGGAAACGGGCAGUGGCUUUGUGCUACCCCCACCUGGCACUGACCUUGUGUUCUUACGGGAAGGUGCAAGCAGUCCUGUGCAGGUGCCUGGCCCUGCUACAGCUUCCACAGAAGCCCUCUUGCAGGAGGCCCAGUGCCCAGGCCUGAGUUGGGUUGUGGCCUUACCCCAGGUGAAGCAAGAGAAGGUGGAUGCCCAGGAAGAAUGGACACCGGGCACAGCCAUCCUGACUUCUCCUGUAUUGCUGUCUGGCUGCCCCAGCAAGGCAGUAGAUGCAGGCCUGCCACCUGUGAAGCAAGAGCCAUUGGACCCUGAGGAGGACAAGGAGGAAGAGAGCAAGGAUGACUCCGCCUCCGACUUGGCCCCAGAGGAGGAGGCAGGAGGGGCUGGCACACCCGUGAUCACGGAGAUUUUCAGCCUGGGUGGAACCCGCCUCCGGGACACAGCGGUCUGGUUGCCAAGUCUGCAGGGCAGGCAAUCGGGAAGGGAAGAUGGAUGUAAAGUGUGGGAGACGGAGGACACUUUGGCGUGCACGAGCAAGAGCUGGAACCGGCGAGGAUGGCCUAGAACCCAUGUCAGUGUCUCACCAUCUCCAACUGCGAUAAUGUGGGUGUCCUGCAGAAGAAGCUGGUGCCCUUCAUCACAGAGUUAAAUACUCAUCUGGCCCAGGAGUUAGAGAAGCAGAAGGAAGAUCCAGGGGAAGUGGAGCAGCUGCAGGCCUGACUGCAGGCCUGACUGCUGCCCCACACCAACGAGGUGAGCCAGCAGAUAAGUGACAACAUGUGUGAACUGCAACAGUGCCUGGUGCGCCUGCACCAACCUUCCGAGUGUAAAAACAGUAUGCUGCUGCUUCACUUCUGUCCUCCAGUUACCAUGCAAACUGUCUCUUGUGGCCCAUCCUAACCGGAAGCAUACAGGGAAGGGAGUUCUGGGAAACGUAGCCUAGUCAAGGUGACACAUUACAAAGCCACCCUGCCAUGAAUCAGCUCCCAAGGGUCUCACUGCUCACCUGAGGAUAACUUGAUAAAGCUGCGUUGCUGGAAAUGCAAAGCUGAAGACCAUGGAUUUCAUGGUGACCCCAGCAAGUACAGAAAUACUGUCAAGCCUACCCAGAAAAAAACUGGCUGGUCUCGGCUAUUUUUGUGUCAUUCAUUCAAGUAAUGAGAACCUGGCCCAUGGUAGGCACUGUACUUGAUACUGGGAUACAGGAAUGAAAAAGAUACAGUCCAUGCAAUUUUAUUAAAUAACAUAAGUAUGUAUUACAAAUGGUGAAUGGAUAUCCAACUUUAUCAUGGAAUUUAAUGGUGAAAAUAGAGAAUUCAGGAAACUGUCGGGAGGAAAGCUCUUGCGUGAACCUUGGGGCACAAUAGGAAUUGGAAAUAAUAUAAAUAGUUUCUAUCUCUGAGCUGUUCUAUUUUAAAAUUAUUUUAAAAUGAUUUUGAUUGUCCCGUUUACUGUUUUAUAUAUUUAGUGUUUCUUUGGGGAGUGUCUUGAUGGUGUAACAGUGUUGACUCUGAGAAAGUGGGAUGGUGGGUGGCAAGAUCAAGGUCAGGUUCUGUCGAAGGACCUUGGGCCAACCACUUCUCUAGGCCUUGGGGCUUGGCUGAAGGUGGAGGCUCACCGCUGGUCCCGGUCCCGCCCCUCCACCGUUUUAAUAGGCCCCCGCCAGGGGGCGCCGGGGCCGCGGUCAUCCCACCACUGCUCUGGGAAGACGCAGCCCCUCACCCCUGGCCAGGGCGGCCCGGGGGCGUGGCCUCCACCCCGGCCGAGACA
This is a messenger RNA of Lutra lutra (Eurasian river otter), 3370 nucleotides long. It is a transcript of the gene MBD1, whose product is annotated as methyl-CpG binding domain protein 1. The record is from RefSeq and is a predicted model, not a curated record. NCBI's taxonomy places the organism in Eukaryota, Metazoa, Chordata, Mammalia, Carnivora, Mustelidae. The transcript has 17 exons. The coding region runs from base 204 to 2249 and encodes 681 amino acids. Gene Ontology annotation, molecular function: zinc ion binding; DNA binding.